GCGCCCAACGGACCAGGCUGCGGCCGUGAGGUAACUGUUGCAGCGCGCGGGAGCUGGGAGGCGACGCCGCCGUCUCCCGUCCCGAGCCGCGCUUGAGGGAAAAGGGAAGAGGCGUCCGCGGCCGUCCCGGGACACCAAGGAGCCCUUCUCGCCGCUCUCAGCAGCCGGCAUGAGGCGGACGCCGCCGCCCCUCAGCCCGCGCGCCGGGGAUCCCGGGCGGCGGCGGCGGCGGGCGCAGCCGUGACCGCUCCGCGAAGCUCGGGGCGCCCAGAACGCGGAGGGCGGCGCGGGGUUGGCGAGCGCCAGCGGCCCCCCGGCGGCCCGGGGCCAUGAGGAAAGACGAGCGCGAGCGGGACGCGCCAGCCAUGAGGUCUCCGCCGCUGCUGUCGCCGCCGCCGCCGCCAGGCUCGGCCGCCUCGCCCCCCGAGAGCCUGCGCAACGGCUACGUGAAGAGCUGCGUGAGCCCGCUGCGGCAGGACCCUCCGCGCAGCUUCUUCUUCCACCUCUGCCGCUUCUGCAACGUGGAGCCGCCGGCGGCCUCGCUCCGCGCCGGGGCACGCCUCUCGCUCGGCGUCCUGGCCGCCUUUGUCCUGGCCGCGCUGCUGGGCGCGAGGCCCGAACGCUGGGCGGCCGCGGCGGCCGGGCUCCGGACGCUGCUGAGCGCCUGCUCGCUCAGCCUCAGCCCGCUCUUCAGCAUCGCCUGUGCCUUCUUCUUCCUCACCUGCUUCCUGACGCGCGCGCAGCGCGGCCCGGGCCGCGGCGCCGGCUCCGGCUCCUGGUGGCUGCUGGCGUUGCCCGCCUGCUGCUACCUGGGCGACUUCGCGGCGUGGCAGUGGUGGUCGUGGCUGCGUGGGGAGCCGGCGGCGGCGGCGGGCCGGCUCUGCCUGGUGCUGAGCUGCGUGGGGCUGCUGACGCUCGCGCCCCGCGUGAGGCUGCGGCACGGCGUCCUGGUGCUGCUCUUCGCCGGCCUGGUGUGGUGGGUGUCCUUCUCCGGCCUCGGGGCACUGCCGCCCGCGCUCAGGCCUCUGCUGUCGUGCCUGGUCGGGGGCGCGGGAUGCCUGCUAGCCCUGGGCUUGGACCACUUCUUUCACGUCCGGGGAGCCUCUCCGCCGCCGCGCUCGGCGAGUACCGCGGAGGAAAAAGUGCCUGUGAUCAGACCCCGGAGGAGGUCCAGCUGCGUGUCGCUGGGAGAAAGCGCCGCCGGUUACUAUGGCAGUGGCAAGAUGUUCAGGAGACCGUCGUUGCCUUGUAUUUCCCGAGAACAGAUGAUCCUCUGGGACUGGGACUUGAAGCAGUGGUGUAAACCUCAUUACCAGAAUUCUGGAGGUGGAAAUGGAGUUGAUCUUUCAGUGCUAAAUGAAGCUCGCAAUAUGGUGUCAGACCUGCUGAUUGACCCAAGCCUUCCCCCGCAAGUCAUUUCUUCUCUGCGGAGUAUCAGUAGCUUGAUGGGUGCUUUCUCAGGUUCCUGUAGGCCAAAGAUUAAUUCUUUUACACCAUUUCCUGGAUUUUAUCCCUGCUCUGAAGUAGAAGAUCCAGUAGAGAAAGGAGAUCGAAAACUUCUCAAGGGAUUGAGUAGCAGAACCAGUUUCCCAACUCCACAGCUGAGGAGGAGCUCAGGAGCCUCAGCAUUGCUAACUAAUGAGCACUGUUCAAGGUGGGAUCGCAGCAGUGGUAAGAGGUCUUACCAAGAACUCAGUGUUUCAAGUCAUGGAUGCCACCUAAAUGGACCUUUUAGUUCAAAUCUUUUGACAAUUCCAAAGCAGAGGUCAUCAUCUGUGUCACUGACGCACCAUGCAGGUCUGAGAAGAGCUGGUGCUUUGCCCAGCCUCAGUCUUCUGAAUUCUUCAAGCCAUGUACCAGUGUCUGCUGGCUCUCUAACUAAUCGAUCACCCAUAGGAUUUCCUGAUACCACUGAUAUUCUUACCAAACCGAAUAUUAUUUUACAUAGAUCACUGGGCAGUGUAUCAAAUGCAGCAGAUUCCCAUCAGUACCUGAUGAGGAACCCUGAUAGCAAUCUGUGUAGCAGCUGUGGACACCAAAUACUCAAAUAUGUUUCAGCAUGUGAACCUGAUGGUACAGACUGCCACAGUGAAAAAUCAGGUGAAGAAGACAGCAGUGUUUUCUCAAAAGAACAAUUGAACAUUGUGGAAACUCAAGAAGAAGAGGCAGUGAAGAAAGACUACAGGGAAUUAUUUUUGGAAGGUGAUAAUCACCUAAUGGAAGAGGCACAACAACCAAAUGUAAAAGAUACUUUCAAUAACAUUAUGUUAAAGAUCGACCAGGAAGUGUCACUGGACCCGGUGUUAGUAGAAGAUUAUGAUUCCUUAAUAGAAAAGAUGAACAACUGGAAUUUUCAGAUUUUUGAGCUUGUAGAAAAGAUGGGAGAAAAAUCAGGAAGGAUUCUCAGUCAGGUUAUGUAUACUUUAUUUCAAGAUACUGGUUUAUUGGAAACAUUUAAAAUUCCCACUCAAGAAUUUAUGAAUUAUUUUCGUGCAUUAGAAAAUGGCUACCGAGACAUUCCAUAUCACAAUCGUGUACAUGCCACAGAUGUCCUACAUGCUGUUUGGUAUUUGACAACACGACCAAUUCCUGGCUUACAGCAGAUCCAUAAUAACCAUGAAACAGAAACCAAAGCAGAUUCAGAUGGUAGACUUAGUUCUGGACAGAUUGCUUACAUUUCUUCGAAGAGUUGCUGUAUUCCAGAUAUGAGUUAUGGCUGCCUAUCUUCAAACAUCCCUGCAUUAGAAUUGAUGGCUUUGUAUGUGGCAGCUGCCAUGCACGAUUACGAUCACCCAGGAAGAACAAAUGCAUUUCUAGUGGCUACAAAUGCACCUCAGGCAGUUUUAUACAAUGACAGAUCUGUUCUAGAAAAUCAUCAUGCUGCAUCAGCUUGGAAUCUGUAUCUUUCUCGCCCAGAAUACAACUUCCUCCUUCACCUUGAUCACAUGGAAUUCAAGCGUUUUCGUUUUUUAGUUAUAGAAGCAAUCCUUGCUACAGAUCUCAAAAAACAUUUUGAUUUCCUUGCAGAAUUCAAUGCCAAGGCCAAUGAUGUAAAUAGUAACGGUAUAGAAUGGAGCAAUGAAAACGAUCGCCUCUUAGUCUGCCAGGUAUGCAUCAAAUUAGCAGAUAUCAAUGGCCCAGCAAAAGAUCGGGAUCUACAUUUGAGAUGGACAGAAGGCAUUGUGAAUGAAUUUUAUGAGCAGGGAGAUGAAGAAGCAACCCUGGGUCUACCCAUUAGUCCCUUCAUGGAUCGUUCUUCUCCUCAACUAGCAAAACUCCAAGAAUCUUUUAUCACCCACAUUGUGGGCCCCCUGUGCAACUCCUAUGAUGCUGCUGGCCUGCUGCCUGGUCAGUGGAUAGAAGCAGAAGAGGGUGAUGAUACAGAAAGUGGUGGUGGUGAUGAUGAUGAUGAUGAUGAUGAUGAUGAUGAUGAUGAUGAUGAUGAUGAUGAUGGUGAAGAAUUAGAUUCAGAUGAUGAAGAAACAGAAGACAAUCUAAAUCCUAAACCACAAAGAAGGAAAGGUAGGCGGCGAAUAUUUUGCCAACUAAUGCACCACCUCACUGAAAACCACAAGAUAUGGAAGGAAAUCAUAGAAAAAGAAGAAAAAUGUAAAGCUGAGGGGAACAAACUGCAGGUGGAUAAUGCCUCCUUACCUCAGGCAGACGAGAUUCAGGUUAUUGAAGAAGCAGAUGAAGAGGAAGAACAAAUGUUUGAAUGAGAAGAAAACUCAUGCUGAAGAAGCCUGGGGUGCUAUUCCCAGGGUCAUUACCUAAUGCUCACUGUACUGAUUCUCAACUGACCAUUCCCACGUGGACACGCCUUAAUACUGUGAGAGGAUCCUUGCUACCCUGGCAGUUCUUUCUCCUAAGCACUUUCAUUACAAACUAGAAACUGAUUCUUAGAGCUUGCUGCAGUUGAGCUGCAAAGCCUUCCUCAAAGCCUUCACUGGUGUGUAAAUAGUGUGUCAUAAUGCUGCUUUGCUGGGUAGUGAGCUCUUAUUUCUCAUGAUGAGGGAGGGGAGGCUAAAACUGAAAAGUCAAGUGACUUCGGUUUUUGAAGUAACCAUAUUUCUUUUAUGAAAACAGGAUUCAUCUUGUAUUUCCAAAUAUAUCUUUUAUGUCUUUGUUUGGGGGUGGGGUGGCGUAAGAUACAAACCUCUAUGCUUAAUACAAAAAUGAAUUCAUUGUGGCCUUUCUGAGUGAUUUCUGCUCGUGGCAGUAUACUGUUCAAUGUGGUUCUCCUGGCUUCAUCGAUGAAGGACUGAGGACCUUUGUUAUACUUAACAAAACCCAGAUGCAUCAAUUUCUGAUGCUUUUUAUUGUUCUGUAUAAUCUACUUAUGUGUUUUAUUUCUGCCUAAAGUAUUCAGGUUUGCUAUGGACAUCAGAAGUCUGAAUUCUGUUCUUACUGAUUUUGUUCCAUGGUUGAAUUUUAAAAGUGUAUAACAAUGAAGGAGCUUUAUUCUUUAUUCAAAUCUGUUCUUAUUUUUAUUCUUUCUCAGGAUAAGAAAUUUUAAACAGUUAUUAUAAACAUGGCAUAGAUUUGCCAGAGCAAAAACAUUGUCUUAAUAUUGAUAUUACCUUUUAUGAAAUGAGCAACAUUUUAUUUUAAUUAGAGCCAAGAAAAAGGAGAUGGCCAUCUUUUGCCUUAAUGGAAAAUCAAAUGAAACCAAUCCCAUCGAAGAUAUUGCCUAAAUAAUUAGUUAUCUUUAGAUAUAUGUCUUAGGUGUCUAGUAAAAUUGACAUUUUUUUGUUGUUAAUAUCUUUCUGCUUCAAGAGUACAUGGCAGAGACGACACAUUACUAUGUAGUAAUACUACAGCCCCACAGACUGAAUUUUGAAGUAAAGUACAUAAUGAGAAUGCAUAUUAAUUUUUAAUAAAUUGCUAUAAAAUAAAUAUGCUAUGAAUAGUUCAAUAAAUAAUUCCAUAAAUGCAUAUAAAAUAAUUUACUAAGAAAACAGGCCACAUUUAUAAUGUUUAUAUAAUUUCAUUAGAGUGCGGCUAUGUGCCAUAGUUGUGAAAAAUUAUUGAAGUUAUACAAAGCAACCAAAAUGAUACCAUAAUGGUAAACUGGUUUCUUAUUAUCCUUUAAGACCAUACAAAAUUUUGGAGCCAUUGAACUUUGUGCACAGUUAACUGUCAGUUUCCACAGUAUUUCCUAUAUAGUGUGAUGCUUGAAUUUCUUACCUGCCUAAGAUAUUUGGGUUGUCUACAAGGCCGCAGUUAAAGAUUGAUUAGAGUACUGGUAUUUUUUGAUCCUAUAGGUAUCAUAUUUAAUGAAUCACUACACUUUAUUUAUUAAACAUGUUGAGUGCUGAGUUCCUUCCUUUCCUUUGCUACCACAACUACAUCAUUUGUAAACUGGUCCCACCAUAUAUUACUAAGUAAUAAAAUUUUAACUGAUAAUCUAUUGAACUUGCAUUUAUAUAAUCCAGUGUGUAUAUUUCUCUAAAAUGUGUUUUAUAUCCUAUGGAAAUAUAUUUAUUCUGUUACUUUCUUUCAAACAGAAAAUAUAUAAGCGUGUUUAAGUUCAUAAAUGUAUAGACAUGUAUUAUCAGAAUCAAGUCUCUAAACUGUUAUGUUAUUUAAAGUUCACAUUGG
Molecule: messenger RNA, 5601 nt
Organism: Mus pahari (shrew mouse)
Lineage: Eukaryota; Metazoa; Chordata; Mammalia; Rodentia; Muridae
Gene: Pde3b
Product: phosphodiesterase 3B
Exons: 16
Coding region: 330-3719 (1129 amino acids)
Biological process (GO): signal transduction
Cellular component (GO): membrane
Molecular function (GO): 3',5'-cyclic-AMP phosphodiesterase activity; protein kinase B binding
Source: RefSeq, a predicted model, not a curated record